AUGUUUGGGUCUCUCUUCUCGCCGCAGGAGGAUGAAGUGGUACUCCAGUGCAUCGCCACCAUUCACAAGGAGCAGAGGAAGUUUUGCCUGGCAGCCGAGGGACUUGGGAAUCGCCUGUGCUUCUUGGAACCCACUUCAGAAGCCAAGUACAUUCCUCCAGAUCUCUGCGUCUGCAAUUUUGUGCUGGAACAGUCCCUAUCUGUCAGAGCCCUGCAGGAAAUGCUUGCCAACACAGGUGAAAAUGGCGGCGAAGGGGCAGCACAAGGAGGUGGCCACAGGACCCUGUUAUAUGGCCAUGCAAUUCUCCUGAGGCACUCUUUCAGCGGAAUGUAUCUAACAUGCUUGACUACAUCAAGAUCCCAGACAGACAAACUUGCCUUUGAUGUAGGUCUACGGGAACAUGCCACAGGAGAAGCCUGUUGGUGGACUAUACAUCCUGCUUCCAAACAGAGGUCCGAAGGAGAGAAAGUUAGAAUUGGCGAUGACCUCAUCCUCGUCAGCGUGUCCUCUGAAAGAUACCUUCAUCUCUCAGUAUCAAAUGGUAACAUACAAGUGGAUGCCUCCUUUAUGCAGACACUCUGGAAUGUACAUCCUACGUGCUCAGGAAGUAGCAUCGAAGAAGGAUACCUACUUGGUGGGCAUGUAGUGCGUCUUUUCCAUGGUCAUGAUGAGUGUCUGACGAUACCAUCUACAGACCAGAAUGAUUCCCAGCACAGGAGGAUAUUCUACGAAGCUGGGGGAGCUGGGACUCGAGCCAGGUCCCUGUGGAGAGUGGAACCACUUCGGAUAAGUUGGAGUGGCAGUAACAUCAGAUGGGGCCAGGCUUUUCGACUCCGGCAUCUCACCACAGGCCACUACCUGGCCUUGACAGAAGACCAAGGCCUUAUACUACAAGACCGGGCAAAGGCAGACACCAAGUCCACAGCUUUCUCUUUCCGGGCAUCAAAGGAACUCAAGGACAAAUUAGAUUCCAGUCACAAGCGAGAGAUAGAAGGCAUGGGAGUUCCGGAAAUCAAGUAUGGAGAUUCUGUCUGCUUUGUACAGCAUAUAGCCAGUGGUCUGUGGGUGACCUACAAAGCACAAGAUGCCAAAACUUCCCGCCUGGGACCUCUGAAAAGAAAGGUCAUACUCCAUCAGGAAGGCCACAUGGAUGAUGGAUUAACACUGCAGAGAUGCCAGCGUGAGGAGUCCCAGGCUGCUCGGAUCAUCCGGAACACUACAGCCUUAUUCAGCCAGUUUGUCAGCGGAAACAAUCGCACAGCUGCCCCCAUCACCCUGCCUAUAGAAGAAGUCCUGCAGACCCUACAGGACUUGAUCGCCUACUUCCAGCCCCCGGAGGAGGGGAUGCGACAUGAAGACAAGCAGAACAAGCUCCGCUCACUCAAAAACAGACAAAAUCUUUUCAAGGAAGAGGGAAUGUUGGCUCUUGUCUUAAAUUGCAUUGACCGCUUAAAUAUCUACAAUAGCGUAGCACACUUUGCAGGGAUUGCAAGAGAAGAGAGUGGCAUGGCCUGGAAAGAAAUUCUGAACCUCCUCUACAAAUUGCUGGCUGCUCUCAUUCGUGGAAACAGAAACAAUUGCGCUCAAUUCUCCAAUAACCUUGAUUGGCUCAUCAGUAAAUUGGACAGACUAGAAUCUUCCUCAGGUGAGAUAUUCCAUUGUGUUUUGAUUAACAGUCCUGAAAGCAUCCAUAUAGGCCACCUAAAUAGCCUUAUUUCGCUUUGCCAUGAUAGGAACAAAAAGGUUCUGGAUAUCCUGUGCUCCCUCUGUCUCUGCAAUGGGGUUGCAGUGAGAGCCAACCAGAAUCUGAUCUGUGACAACCUGCUGCCCCGGAGAAACCUGCUCUUGCAGACACGACUGAUUAACGAUGUAACCAGUAUCCGGCCAAACAUCUUCCUGGGAGUCGCGGAGGGCUCAGCCCAGUACAAGAAGUGGUACUUCGAGCUGAUUAUCGACCAGGUGGACCCCUUCCUAACAGCAGAGCCCACACAUCUGCGGGUGGGCUGGGCCUCUUCCUCAGGCUAUGCUCCAUACCCAGGCGGUGGAGAAGGAUGGGGAGGCAAUGGUGUUGGCGAUGACCUGUACUCCUAUGGCUUUGAUGGACUUCACCUUUGGUCAGGCCGGAUACCCAGAGCUGUGGCUUCCAUCAACCAGCACCUCCUGAGAUCAGAUGAUGUGGUAAGCUGCUGCCUGGACCUCGGGGUGCCCAGCAUUUCAUUCCGCAUCAAUGGACAACCUGUGCAGGGGAUGUUUGAGAACUUCAACACAGACGGGCUCUUCUUCCCUGUGAUGAGCUUUUCAGCAGGUGUCAAAGUACGUUUCCUGAUGGGUGGACGUCAUGGAGAGUUUAAGUUCCUGCCACCCUCUGGCUAUGCCCCUUGCUAUGAAGCCUUACUUCCAAAAGAGAAGAUGAGAUUGGAACCUGUCAAAGAAUAUAAACGUGAUGCUGAUGGCGUUAGAGAUCUCUUGGGUACCACCCAGUUCCUAUCCCAAGCCUCUUUCAUCCCAUGCCCCAUAGACACCAGUCAGGUUGUUUUGCCACCUCACCUCGAAAAGAUCCGAGACAGACUAGCUGAAAACAUCCACGAGCUUUGGGGAAUGAAUAAAAUAGAGCUUGGCUGGACUUUCGGCAAGAUACGAGAUGACAAUAAAAGACAGCACCCUUGCCUUGUGGAGUUUUCAAAGCUCCCCGAAACUGAGAAGAAUUAUAACCUGCAAAUGUCAACUGAAACCUUGAAAACCCUCCUGGCCCUGGGGUGCCAUAUUGCUCAUGUUAACCCAGCUGCUGAGGAGGAUCUCAAGAAGGUCAAACUGCCCAAAAACUAUAUGAUGUCCAAUGGCUAUAAGCCAGCCCCUUUGGAUUUGUCUGAUGUGAAGCUGUUACCUCCUCAAGAAAUUUUAGUGGAUAAACUUGCAGAAAAUGCACACAAUGUUUGGGCAAAAGACAGAAUAAAACAAGGAUGGACCUAUGGCAUCCAACAGGAUUUGAAGAACAAAAGAAAUCCCCGUCUGGUGCCAUAUGCAUUACUGGACGAGCGUACCAAGAAGUCAAACAGGGACAGCCUGCGGGAAGCUGUGCGCACUUUUGUUGGUUACGGAUAUAACAUUGAGCCAUCAGACCAAGAACUAGCUGACUCGGCUGUGGAGAAAGUCAGCAUAGACAAGAUCCGAUUUUUCCGGGUAGAGCGAUCUUAUGCAGUGAGAUCUGGAAAGUGGUAUUUUGAGUUUGAGGUGGUGACUGGAGGAGACAUGCGAGUUGGCUGGGCCAGGCCAGGCUGUCGGCCUGAUGUGGAACUGGGGGCCGAUGACCAAGCCUUUGUGUUUGAAGGCAGCAGGGGCCAGCGUUGGCAUCAAGGAAGUGGGUAUUUUGGGCGUACGUGGCAGCCAGGAGAUGUGGUCGGAUGUAUGAUUAACCUGGAUGAUGCUUCAAUGAUCUUCACGCUGAAUGGGGAGCUGCUGAUCACCAACAAAGGCUCUGAACUUGCCUUCGCUGACUACGAGAUUGAGAAUGGCUUUGUGCCCAUCUGCUGUCUGGGGCUGUCUCAGAUUGGCCGCAUGAAUCUCGGGACAGAUGCCAGUACCUUCAAGUUUUAUACCAUGUGCGGUCUGCAAGAGGGCUUUGAGCCUUUUGCUGUCAACAUGAACAGAGAUGUUGCUAUGUGGUUCAGCAAGCGCCUCCCGACGUUUGUCAACGUGCCAAAGGACCAUCCACACAUAGAGGUCAUGAGGAUUGAUGGCACCAUGGACAGCCCUCCGUGUCUCAAGGUGACCCAUAAGACAUUUGGCACACAGCAUAGCAAUGCCGACAUGAUCUACUGCCGCUUGAGCAUGCCUGUCGAGUGCCACUCUUCCUUCAGCCACAGCCCCUGUCUGGACAGUGAAGCUUUCCAGAAAAGGAAACAGAUGCAAGAAAUACUCUCUCAUACAACAACACAGUGCUACUAUGCCAUCCGCAUCUUUGCUGGACAAGAUCCAUCCUGCGUCUGGGUCGGAUGGGUGACUCCAGACUAUCACUUGUACAGUGAAAAGUUUGACCUGAAUAAAAACUGCACAGUGACUGUCACCCUAGGGGAUGAAAGAGGCCGGGUACACGAAAGUGUGAAACGCAGCAACUGCUACAUGGUCUGGGGCGGGGACAUAGUGGCCAGUUCCCAGAGAUCGAAUCGGAGCAACGUGGACCUGGAGAUUGGCUGUCUUGUGGAUCUGGCAAUGGGCAUGUUGUCCUUCUCAGCCAACGGAAAAGAACUGGGCACCUGCUACCAGGUGGAGCCCAACACCAAAGUGUUCCCAGCAGUCUUCCUGCAGCCUACAAGUACUUCCUUGUUUCAGUUCGAACUUGGAAAGCUGAAGAACGCAAUGCCCCUGUCAGCAGCCAUAUUCAAGAGUGAAGAGAAGAACCCAGUCCCACAGUGUCCACCUCGGCUGGACGUCCAAACCAUCCAGCCCGUGCUCUGGAGCCGCAUGCCCAACAGCUUCCUGAAGGUGGAGAGCGAGCGUGUGAGCGAGCGCCACGGCUGGGUGGUGCAGUGCCUGGAGCCCCUGCAGAUGAUGGCGCUCCACAUCCCCGAGGAGAACAGGUGUGUGGAUAUCCUGGAGCUCUGUGAGCAGGAGGACCUGAUGCGGUUCCAUUACCACACGCUGAGGCUCUACAGCGCAGUGUGCGCCCUGGGAAACAGCCGUGUGGCCUACGCCUUGUGCAGCCACGUGGACCUCUCCCAGCUCUUCUAUGCCAUUGACAACAAGUACCUCCCCGGUCUCCUUCGAGCUGGCUUCUAUGACCUGCUCAUCAGCAUCCACCUGGCCAAUGCCAAGGAGAGGAAGCUGAUGAUGAAGAACGAGUAUAUCAUCCCCAUUACCAGCACCACCAGGAAUAUCCGCCUCUUCCCGGACGAGUCCAAGAGGCAUGGACUGCCUGGGGUGGGCCUGAGAACAUGUCUCAAGCCCGGGUUCAGGUUCUCCACCCCUUGCUUUGUCGCAACUGGUGAGGAGCACCAAAAACAGAGCCCUGAGAUUCCCUUGGAGAGUCUCAGGACGAAGGCUCUGAGUAUGCUGACAGAGGCGGUGCAGUGCAGCGGGGCCCACAUCCGAGACCCCGUAGGGGGGUCUGUGGAGUUCCAGUUUGUGCCUGUGCUGAAACUCAUUGGAACCCUGCUGGUCAUGGGCGUGUUUGAUGAUGACGAUGUUCGGCAGAUCCUCCUCCUGAUUGAUCCCUCUGUGUUUGGGGAGCAUAGCGCAGACACAGAGGAGGGAACAGAAAAGGAGGAAGUGACCCAGGUGGAGGAGAAGGCUGUGGAGGCUGGGGAGAAGGCCGGCAAGGAGGCUCCUGUCAAAGGCUUGUUGCAGACUCGAUUACCCGAGUCCGUCAAGCUGCAGAUGUGUGAGCUCCUCAGCUAUCUCUGCGACUGUGAGCUGCAGCACCGAGUGGAGGCCAUUGUGGCAUUUGGUGACAUUUAUGUCUCCAAGCUGCAGGCAAAUCAGAAGUUCCGCUACAAUGAGCUCAUGCAGGCCCUGAACAUGUCUGCGGCCCUGACUGCCCGGAAGACCAAGGAGUUCCGCUCACCCCCACAGGAGCAGAUCAACAUGCUUCUUAACUUUCAACUGGGAGAGAACUGCCCCUGCCCAGAGGAGAUUCGGGAGGAGCUGUAUGAUUUCCAUGAGGACCUUCUCCUUCACUGUGGGGUUCCUUUGGAAGAAGAGGAAGAGGAGGAGGAGGACACCUCCUGGACGGGAAAACUCCGUGCCUUGGUUUACAAAAUCAAAGGCCCACCCAAGCCAGAGAAGGAACAGCCAACGGAGGAGGAGGAGAGAUGCCCCACCACAUUGAAGGAGCUCAUCUCACAGACAAUGAUCUGCUGGGCCCAGGAGGACCAGAUCCAGGAUGCAGAGCUGGUCCGAAUGAUGUUCAACCUCCUCCGGAGGCAGUAUGACAGCAUCGGGGAGCUGCUGCAGGCGCUGCGGAAGACCUACACCAUCAGCCAUGCCUCUGUAAGCGACACCAUCAACCUGCUGGCUGCCCUGGGCCAGAUCCGCUCCCUCCUCAGUGUCAGGAUGGGCAAGGAAGAGGAGUUGCUCAUGAUCAACGGGCUGGGAGAAAUAAUGAACAACAAGGUGUUUUACCAGCAUCCCAACCUCAUGAGAGUCCUGGGCAUGCACGAGACGGUGAUGGAGGUGAUGGUGAACGUGUUGAGUACAGAGAAAUCUCAGAUUGCAUUUCCAAAGAUGGUUGCUAGCUGCUGCCGUUUCCUUUGCUAUUUCUGUCGAAUUAGCCGGCAAAAUCAGAAGGCCAUGUUUGAGCAUCUGAGUUAUCUUCUGGAGAAUAGCAGCGUUGGCCUAGCCUCCCCGUCGAUGAGGGGAUCCACCCCGCUGGAUGUGGCAGCGUCCUCUGUGAUGGACAACAACGAGUUAGCGCUGGGCUUGGAGGAACCAGACCUGGAGAAGGUGGUGACCUACUUGGCAGGCUGUGGCCUACAGAGCUGCCCCAUGCUUCUGGCCAAAGGAUACCCUGACGUCGGCUGGAACCCCAUCGAAGGGGAACGCUACCUGUCCUUCCUGAGGUUUGCCGUCUUCGUGAACAGUGAGAGUGUGGAAGAAAAUGCCAGCGUUGUGGUCAAGCUGCUCAUCAGACGCCCAGAGUGCUUUGGCCCGGCCCUGCGGGGUGAGGGGGGAAACGGACUGUUGGCGGCCAUGCAGGGAGCCAUUAAGAUCUCUGAGAACCCCGCGCUUGACCUCCCCUCUCAAGGAUACAAAAGAGAAGUCACGGAGGCCGAUGAAGAGGAAGAAGAAAUCGUGCAUAUGGGCAAUGCAAUUAUGUCAUUUUAUUCGGCCCUUAUAGAUCUACUGGGCCGCUGUGCUCCUGAAAUGCACCUCAUCCAGACGGGAAAGGGGGAGGCCAUCCGCAUCAGGUCCAUACUGCGCUCUCUGGUCCCCACAGAAGACCUGGUUGGGAUCAUCAGCAUCCCCUUGAAACUGCCCUCCCUUAACAAAGAUGGGUCGGUCAGUGAGCCGGAUAUGGCGGCCAACUUCUGCCCUGACCACAAGGCACCCAUGGUGCUGUUCUUGGACCGCGUCUAUGGCAUUAAGGAUCAAACUUUUCUGCUCCACUUGCUGGAGGUUGGAUUUUUACCUGACCUGAGAGCUUCUGCCUCUCUAGAUACAGUUUCCCUGAGCACCACAGAGGCUGCGCUUGCACUAAAUAGGUAUAUAUGUUCUGCUGUGCUCCCGCUCCUCACAAGAUGUGCUCCUCUCUUUGCCGGAACAGACCACUGCACCUCUCUGAUUGAUUCCACACUGCAGACGAUAUACAGGCUUUCCAAGGGACGUUCCCUCACCAAAGCACAAAGGGACACUAUAGAAGAAUGUCUGCUUGCCAUUUGCAAUCACUUGAGGCCUUCCAUGUUACAGCAGCUCCUGCGACGCCUCGUUUUUGAUGUGCCCCAACUCAAUGAAUACUGCAAAAUGCCUCUCAAGCUUCUGACGAAUCACUAUGAACAGUGCUGGAAAUAUUACUGCCUGCCUUCAGGAUGGGGGAGCUAUGGGCUAGCUGUGGAAGAAGAGCUGCACCUAACGGAGAAGCUUUUCUGGGGGAUUUUUGACUCUCUCUCCCAUAAGAAAUAUGACCCAGAUCUUUUCCGAAUGGCCCUGCCUUGUCUCAGUGCUAUAGCUGGGGCCUUGCCACCGGAUUAUUUAGAUACCAGAAUCACAGCCACAUUGGAGAAACAGAUCUCAGUGGAUGCAGAUGGCAACUUUGAUCCCAAACCUAUCAACACUGUGAAUUUUUCCUUGCCUGAAAAAUUGGAAUACAUCGUCACCAAGUAUGCUGAGCAUUCACAUGAUAAAUGGGCCUGCGACAAGAGUCAGAGCGGAUGGAAAUAUGGGAUUUCCCUGGAUGAAAAUGUGAAGACUCACCCACUGAUAAGGCCUUUCAAGACAUUAACGGAGAAGGAGAAGGAAAUUUAUCGCUGGCCUGCCCGAGAGUCCCUGAAAACCAUGCUAGCUGUGGGCUGGACUGUGGAGAGGACCAAAGAGGGAGAAGCGUUGGUUCAACAGCGGGAAAAUGAGAAGCUUCGAAGCGUGUCCCAGGCCAACCAGGGCAACAGCUACAGCCCUGCUCCCCUCGACCUCUCAAACGUUGUACUCUCCAGAGAGCUCCAGGGAAUGGUGGAGGUCGUGGCUGAGAACUAUCACAAUAUCUGGGCCAAGAAGAAGAAGCUGGAGCUGGAGAGCAAAGGUGGUGGCAGUCACCCUCUUCUGGUACCAUAUGACACCUUGACUGCCAAAGAAAAGUUCAAGGACCGGGAGAAGGCACAGGACCUGUUUAAGUUCCUCCAAGUGAAUGGCGUCAUAGUUUCCAGGGGUAUGAAGGAUAUGGAGCUGGAUGCCUCCUCCAUGGAAAAGAGGUUUGCCUAUAAGUUCUUGAAGAAGAUCCUGAAAUAUGUUGAUUCGGCACAAGAAUUUAUUGCCCAUUUAGAAGCCAUUGUCAGCAGUGGGAAAACUGAAAAGUCUCCUCAUGACCAGGAGAUCAAAUUCUUUGCCAAAGUUCUCCUCCCGCUGGUUGACCAGUACUUCACCAAUCAUCGCCUCUACUUCUUGUCAUCCCCUCUGAAGCCCCUUAGCAGCAGCGGAUACGCCUCUCAUAAGGAGAAAGAAAUGGUGGCCAGCCUGUUCUGCAAACUUGCUGCCCUUGUUAGACACAGAAUUUCCCUCUUUGGUAGUGAUUCUACUACAAUGGUGAGCUGUCUUCACAUCUUAGCUCAGACACUUGACACAAGGACUGUCAUGAAGUCAGGCUCAGAGCUGGUGAAGGCUGGGUUACGAGCAUUCUUUGAAAAUGCUGCAGAAGACUUGGAGAAGACUUCAGAAAACCUGAAACUUGGGAAGUUCACCCACUCCCGAACGCAGAUUAAAGGCGUUUCUCAGAAUAUUAACUAUACUACAGUGGCCCUGCUCCCCAUCCUGACGUCCAUCUUUGAGCACGUCGCUCAGCAUCAGUUUGGAAUGGAUCUACUCUUGGGUGAUGUGCAGAUUUCCUGCUACCACAUACUGUGCAGCCUCUACUCCCUUGGGACAGGAAAGAACAUUUAUGUUGAAAGGCAACGCCCUGCCCUUGGAGAAUGUGUGGCCUCGCUGGCAGCUGCCAUACCAGUGGCAUUCCUGGAGCCCACCCUCAAUCGCUACAAUCCUCUCUCGGUCUUCAACACCAAAACCCCUAGGGAGAGGUCUAUUCUGGGGAUACCAGACACGGUGGAAGACAUGUGUCCUGACAUCCCCCAGCUGGAAGGCCUGAUGAAGGAAAUCAACGACCUGGCCGAGUCAGGGGCGCGGUACACAGAGAUGCCGCAUGUCAUCGAGGUGAUCUUACCCAUGCUCUGCAACUACCUGUCCUACUGGUGGGAGCGGGGGCCUGAGAACCUGCCCCCCAGCACAGGGCAGUGCUGCACCAAAGUCACCUCUGAACACCUCAGUCUCAUCCUGGGCAACAUUCUGAAAAUCAUCAACAACAACCUGGGCAUCGAUGAGGCCUCCUGGAUGAAGCGCAUCGCAGUGUAUGCACAGCCCAUCAUCAGCAAAGCCAGGCCCGACCUGCUGAGAAGCCACUUCAUCCCAACUCUGGAGAAGCUGAAGAAAAAGGCUGUCAAGACCGUGCAGGAGGAGGAGCAGUUGAGAGCCGAUGGCAAAGGGGACACCCAGGAGGCGGAGCUCCUCAUCCUGGACGAAUUCGCGGUCCUCUGCCGAGAUCUCUAUGCCUUCUACCCCAUGCUGAUCCGCUACGUGGACAACAACAGAUCUAACUGGCUGAAAAGCCCUGAUGCUGAUUCUGACCAGCUCUUCCGCAUGGUGGCAGAAGUCUUCAUCCUGUGGUGUAAAUCUCACAACUUCAAGAGGGAAGAGCAAAAUUUUGUGAUUCAGAAUGAAAUUAAUAAUUUGGCAUUUUUAACUGGAGACAGCAAAAGCAAGAUGUCAAAAGCCAUGCAAGUAAAGUCUGGAGGACAAGACCAGGAGCGGAAGAAGACAAAGCGGCGGGGAGACUUGUAUUCCAUCCAGACCUCCCUCAUCGUGGCUGCACUCAAGAAAAUGCUGCCCAUUGGUUUGAAUAUGUGUACUCCAGGCGACCAGGAGCUGAUCUCCCUCGCAAAAUCGCGAUACGGCCAUAGGGACACAGAUGAAGAGGUCAGAGAACAUCUGCGGAACAACUUGCACUUGCAGGAAAAGUCUGAUGACCCAGCUGUAAAAUGGCAGCUGAACCUCUACAAGGAUGUUCUGAAGAGUGAAGAACCUUUCAAUCCGGAAAAGACAGUGGAGCGUGUACAGAGAAUUUCAGCAGCUGUCUUCCACCUGGAACAGGUGGAACAGCCUUUGAGGUCCAAGAAGGCCGUCUGGCACAAACUGCUAUCAAAGCAACGGAAACGGGCAGUGGUGGCCUGCUUCAGGAUGGCCCCUCUCUACAACCUGCCCAGGCACCGCUCUAUUAACCUCUUCCUCCAUGGCUAUCAGAGAUUUUGGAUAGAAACAGAGGAGUAUUCCUUUGAAGAGAAACUAGUACAGGAUUUGGCUAAAUCUCCAAAGGUGGAAGAGGAGGAGGAGGAAGAGUCCGAAAAACAACCUGACCCACUGCAUCAGAUCAUUCUGUAUUUUAGCCGCAACGCUCUCACGGAGAGGAGCAAAUUGGAAGACGACCCUUUGUACACCUCCUAUUCCAGCAUGAUGGCUAAGAGUUGUCAAAGUGGUGAGGACGAAGAAGAAGAUGAAGACAAGGAAAAAACAUUUGAAGAGAAGGAGAUGGAGAAGCAGAAAACCCUGUAUCAGCAAGCUCGGCUGCAUGAGCGUGGUGCCGCGGAGAUGGUCCUUCAGAUGAUAAGCGCUAGCAAAGGUGACAUGAGCCCCAUGGUGGUUGAGACUCUGAAGCUGGGGAUCGCCAUUCUGAACGGAGGCAAUGCUGGUGUGCAACAGAAAAUGCUAGAUUACCUAAAGGAGAAAAAGGAUGCUGGAUUCUUUCAAAGCCUUUCUGGUCUUAUGCAGUCUUGCAGUGUCCUUGAUUUGAAUGCAUUUGAGAGGCAGAAUAAAGCUGAAGGCCUGGGGAUGGUGACUGAAGAAGGAACACUCAUUGUUCGUGAACGUGGUGAAAAAGUACUCCAGAAUGACGAGUUCACGCGUGAUCUCUUUAGAUUCCUACAGUUACUUUGUGAGGGACAUAACAGUGACUUUCAGAACUUCCUGCGGACUCAGAUGGGUAACACCACCACCGUGAAUGUCAUCAUCAGCACUGUGGACUACCUUCUGCGUCUGCAGGAAUCAAUCAGUGAUUUCUACUGGUAUUAUUCAGGGAAGGACAUCAUUGAUGAAUCCGGACAGCACAAUUUCUCCAAAGCUCUGGCAGUCACCAAGCAGAUUUUCAAUUCUCUUACAGAAUACAUCCAGGGCCCUUGCAUUGGUAAUCAGCAGAGCCUGGCUCACAGCAGGCUGUGGGACGCUGUGGUUGGCUUCCUCCAUGUCUUUGCUAAUAUGCAGAUGAAACUGUCUCAGGAUUCCAGUCAGAUCGAGCUGCUGAAGGAACUCUUGGAUCUCCUUCAGGACAUGGUGGUGAUGCUUCUGUCCCUCCUGGAAGGGAAUGUGGUAAAUGGCACCAUUGGCAAGCAGAUGGUUGACACACUGGUAGAAUCAUCUACCAAUGUAGAAAUGAUCUUGAAAUUCUUUGACAUGUUCUUGAAACUUAAAGACUUAACCAGCUCAGACACCUUCAAAGAAUACGACCCAGAUGGUAAAGGAAUUAUCUCCAAAAGAGAAUUCCAGAAGGCCAUGGAAGGGCAAAAACAGUACACGCAGUCAGAGAUUGACUUUCUCCUUUCGUGUGCAGAAGCUGAUGAGAAUGACAUGUUUAAUUACAUUGAUUUUGUAGACCGGUUCCAUGAGCCGGCCAAGGACAUAGGGUUUAAUGUGGCUGUGUUAUUGACAAAUCUUUCUGAACACAUGCCAAACGAUUCCCGGCUGAAGUGUCUGUUGGACCCAGCAGAAAGUGUGCUAAAUUACUUCGAACCCUACCUAGGACGCAUCGAGAUCAUGGGUGGGGCCAAGAAAAUUGAGCGUGUUUAUUUUGAAAUCAGUGAGUCCAGUCGCACUCAGUGGGAGAAGCCCCAGGUGAAGGAAUCUAAGCGACAGUUCAUUUUUGAUGUUGUCAACGAAGGUGGGGAGCAGGAAAAGAUGGAGCUGUUUGUGAACUUCUGUGAGGACACCAUCUUUGAAAUGCAGUUAGCAUCUCAGAUCUCUGAAUCCGAUUCAGCGGACAGGCCAGAAGAGGAGGAAGAAGAUGAAGAUUCUUCUUACGUGUUAGAAAUUGCGGGUGAAGAGGAGGAAGACGGGUCUUUCGAGCCGGCCUCUGCAUUUGCAAUGGCCUGUGCCUCUGUGAAGAGGAACGUCGCCGACUUUCUGAAGAGGGCAACCCUGAAGAACUUCAGGAAGCAGUACAGGAACGUGAAAAAGAUGACUGCGAAGGAGCUGGUGAAGGUGCUCUGCUCCUUUUUCUGGAUGCUGUUCCUGGGGCUGUUCCAGAUGCUCUUCACCAUCCUGGGAGGAAUCUUUCAGAUCCUCUGGAGCACAGUGUUCGGAGGGGGCCUGGUAGAAGGGGCAAAGAACAUCAGAGUGACCAAGAUCCUGGGUGACAUGCCUGACCCAACCCAAUUUGGUAUCCAUGAUGACACUAUGGAGGCUGAGAGGGCAGAGGUGAUGGAGCCAGGUAUCACCACUGAACUAGUACACUUCAUAAAGGGGGAGAAGGGAGAUACAGAUAUCAUGUCAGACCUCUUUGGACUCCACCCAAAGAAAGAGGGCAGCUUAAAGCAUGGGCCUGAAGUGGGUUUGGGUGACCUCUCAGAAAUUAUUGGCAAGGAUGAACCCCCUACGUUAGAGAGUACUGUACAGAAGAAGAGGAAAGCUCAGGCAGCAGAGAUGAAAGCAGCAAAUGAAGCAGAAGGAAAAGUAGAAUCCGAGAAGGCAGACAUGGAAGAUGGAGAGAAGGAAGACAAAGCCAAAGAAGAGGAGCAAGCCGAGUACCUGUGGACAGAAGUGACAAAAAAGAAGAAGCGGCGGUGUGGUCAGAAGGCUGAGAAGCCGGAAGCUUUCACAGCCAAUUUCUUUAAAGGGCUGGACAUCUAUCAGACCAAGUUACUGCAUUACCUGGCCAGGAAUUUCUACAACCUGAGGUUCCUUGCUCUGUUUGUAGCCUUCGCUAUCAACUUCAUCCUGCUUUUUUAUAAGGUCACUGAAGAACCUUUAGAAGAAGAGACAGAGGAUGUUGCAAACCUAUGGAAUUCAUUUAAUGACGAGGAAGAGGAAGAAGCGAUGGUGUUCUUUGUCCUUCAGGAGAGCACUGGGUAUAUGGCACCAACGCUGCGGGCCCUGGCCAUCAUCCACACCAUCAUCUCUCUAGUCUGUGUGGUGGGCUACUACUGCCUGAAGGUGCCUUUGGUGGUAUUCAAAAGGGAAAAAGAAAUCGCCAGGAAGCUGGAGUUUGAUGGCCUAUAUAUCACCGAACAGCCAUCUGAAGAUGACAUCAAGGGGCAAUGGGACCGCUUGGUGAUCAACACACCAUCUUUUCCUAAUAACUACUGGGACAAGUUUGUAAAGAGAAAGGUGAUCAACAAGUAUGGCGAUCUCUACGGAGCAGAGCGCAUUGCUGAACUUCUGGGUUUGGACAAAAAUGCUCUUGACUUCAGCCCAGUAGAAGAGACCAAAGCAGAGGCGGCUUCUCUGGUGUCAUGGCUAAGUUCCAUAGACAUGAAGUACCAUAUCUGGAAGCUUGGAGUUGUGUUUACUGACAACUCCUUUCUCUACCUUGCCUGGUAUACAACCAUGUCAGUCCUGGGCCACUACAAUAACUUCUUCUUUGCUGCUCACCUGCUGGAUAUCGCAAUGGGCUUCAAGACACUGAGGACCAUUCUGUCAUCUGUAACUCACAAUGGCAAACAGUUGGUUCUGACGGUCGGUCUCCUGGCCGUGGUGGUGUAUCUCUAUACUGUGGUGGCUUUCAACUUCUUCCGCAAGUUCUACAACAAAAGCGAAGACGAUGACGAGCCUGAUAUGAAGUGUGACGACAUGAUGACGUGUUACCUUUUCCACAUGUACGUGGGAGUGAGAGCAGGAGGUGGCAUUGGUGACGAGAUUGAAGACCCUGCUGGUGAUCCUUAUGAAAUGUAUCGCAUUGUCUUUGACAUUACCUUUUUCUUCUUUGUCAUUGUCAUCUUGCUGGCCAUCAUUCAAGGUCUUAUUAUUGAUGCUUUCGGAGAGCUAAGAGACCAGCAGGAACAAGUGCGAGAAGAUAUGGAGACCAAAUGUUUCAUCUGUGGGAUUGGCAAUGACUACUUUGACACGACCCCUCAUGGUUUUGAAACACAUACAUUACAAGAGCACAACUUAGCCAACUACUUGUUCUUCCUGAUGUAUUUGAUUAAUAAAGAUGAAACAGAGCACACGGGUCAGGAAUCUUAUGUCUGGAAGAUGUACCAAGAAAGGUGCUGGGAUUUCUUCCCAGCCGGUGACUGCUUUCGUAAACAGUAUGAAGAUCAGCUUGGAUAAAUCUGAAUGAAGGAAGCACCACAAUUCUGGACAGUCAACUUCCCAUGAAAUAAAGUCCUCCUUUUACAGUUCUGCAACAUAUCUGAAAUGUGACAUUUUCUAAAUGCCUCCCUUAAAAAAGCUGUUUGCUAAAAAUCUGUGCUAUUUUGAAACUGAUUUGGCUUUUUGUGCCUAAUGGACAUAUACUGUGGGAGAGAACCUGUCAAAAUGUUUAAGAAAUGUUAAGGAUGGUGAAGAAUCAAGUCAUCUCUAGGCAAAUGCCUUCAAGUUUUUGUUUGUUGGGAUGGCAGCAUUAGGGAAAGGGCUAGUGAAUUAUGAAGUCUCGAAUGUGUGUAAUACCUGAAAUUUUAAACACUUGAAUGUCACCAUGGUAUCCAACUUGUGACUCAUAGGGUCUGAACUACAAAAGAUAAUGUUAACUGCAGUCUAAUUAAUUUUUUCCCAUGGUACUUGCUAGUGACUGUAUCCAGAAAAGCUUUAAGCAGUUAAAGAAAUAGGAAAAAAACCCGACACUUUGUCGACACUGAAAUAUCGAUUAAGUGCCUUAAAACCUCUUUAGAUAUAGCUAUGCAAGUUUUUUAUGUUUGUGUUCCAGAAGGACAGUUCCAUUCAUUAGUUGUGAUCUUCUGUCUUACUUUAUGAAACUGCACUUGAAGGCUAUUCAUACAAGUUUUUUUAGUAACAGCGGUCAACUGCUGUUAUUAGAAGAAAAGUACUGUACUGAAACUUCAGAAAAAAUCUCAACCUUAUGCCAAAAUGGAGUAAUGCUUUAUGGUCCUUGUAAGUAGUGGAGCUGCUAUGUUGAGGUGAAUCUCCUCAAAUACAAUGAAGUGCCCACUGCAAUAAAGUAAUACAUACCAA
Molecule: messenger RNA, 15426 nt
Organism: Mandrillus leucophaeus (drill)
Lineage: Eukaryota; Metazoa; Chordata; Mammalia; Primates; Cercopithecidae
Gene: RYR3
Product: ryanodine receptor 3
Exons: 107
Coding region: 1-14565 (4854 amino acids)
Biological process (GO): calcium ion transmembrane transport; intracellular calcium ion homeostasis
Cellular component (GO): sarcoplasmic reticulum membrane; sarcolemma; Z disc
Molecular function (GO): protein binding; calcium ion binding; ryanodine-sensitive calcium-release channel activity
Source: RefSeq, a predicted model, not a curated record